Molecule: messenger RNA, 957 nt
Organism: Selaginella moellendorffii
Lineage: Eukaryota; Viridiplantae; Streptophyta; Lycopodiopsida; Selaginellales; Selaginellaceae
Product: ethylene-responsive transcription factor FZP
Exons: 6
Coding region: 1-957 (318 amino acids)
Biological process (GO): regulation of DNA-templated transcription
Molecular function (GO): DNA-binding transcription factor activity; DNA binding
Source: RefSeq, a predicted model, not a curated record
AUGUCUGCUACUGCUACUGCUGCUGCUGGUACAAGUGAUUCGAGCGCGCGAGAAUCACCACCUGGGCCAGCGGCGGCGAAUCGGGGCCAUGCGAGGAAGAAGAAGAUCAGCAGGAAGAACAGCGAGUACCGGGGCGUGAGGCGGCGUCCCUGGGGGAGAUUCGCGGCGGAGAUUCGCGAUCCAAACACGAAGGAGCGGCGGUGGCUGGGGACGUUUGAUACCGCCGAGGAGGCGGCGCUUGCCUACGAUGUGGCCGCUAGGGCAAUGCGAGGGAUUCGCGCGCGCACCAAUUUCGUCUUUGAUCAAUCUGAUCCAGCAGCCCGGCGGCGCCAAGAGCCCCAAGCAGGUGGAGAUCGAGCAAGUCCUGGAGAAAUGCCGCAUCUAUCAGCUCCAGAUCCAGAGCAAGAACAUCCAGCACGAUCAAUCGAGGGAGCGCGCAAUGGCUGGUCCGGACUUCCCCCUUGCCCGCGACGACGACAAUCUCCUCCAGAUCCUCCAGCAGCCAUCGCCUCAGCAGGAAUGGGAUCUCGGGGCGGCGAUUGGUUUCUCGACCCAGGAACACGAGAUGAUCGAUUACUAUGGCGAAUCGAGCUUCUACUAUUGUUUACUGAGGCGCUGGAAGAGCUACACCGGCUGUGUUUCUCUCCCUCUGGAUCAAGUCCCAUCUUCUGGAAAAUUCGCCGCUCUCUGUCUGAAGGUGACAAUAUUUCUUCUCUCACUCACGCUAUACACUUCGUCAAGGCGGAAGCACGGAGGCGUGAAGUGUUACAACAAUGCUCUUUGCAACUCCUGCGUCGGAGCUCGGCCAACAACAAUGUGCUUACGCUGCAUUUGUUUUUCAGCCCCUUUUCGGCUUGUCGUUUUACAAGUGGGAGCGGCAUCCUGAUGGCACGGUCACAAAGGUGGUGUGCCACACAAUCUACACUUUCAGGCGUCCCUACGAAGUGCGUGAGAUAA